Messenger RNA from Peromyscus californicus insignis, 1880 nucleotides. It is a transcript of the gene Tdo2, whose product is annotated as tryptophan 2,3-dioxygenase. The coding region runs from base 253 to 1473 and encodes 406 amino acids. NCBI's taxonomy places the organism in Eukaryota, Metazoa, Chordata, Mammalia, Rodentia, Cricetidae. Gene Ontology annotation, molecular function: L-tryptophan 2,3-dioxygenase activity; heme binding; metal ion binding. The transcript has 12 exons. The record is from RefSeq and is a predicted model, not a curated record.
UUGGCAAGUCAGAGGGUUUGAUUUGGCUCACUCUUCUAGCAAACAAGCUGUGCACAACACAAAUCCACCUUCAAGUUACAGAGGUUCAGCUCUGAACCAGUUCAAAUGAGUGCCUAGCUAAGAGUGUAAGCUGAGUGCUGAUUGGCUGGGACUGGUAAUCAGGAUACAUAAAAGGCAGCACUGAAAUAUCUGGGGAGGUAGAUGCUGUCACUGGCCUAGCAAAUCUGUGUGCUCCUGAGACACCUCAGUACCAUGAGUGGGUGCCCGUUUUUUGGAAACAGAGUGGGAUCUUCUUUGAAAAAUUUAUCUCUAGAAGACAGUGAAGAAGACAAAGCUCAAACUGGUGAGAACAGAGCCAGCAAAGGUGGACUCAUCUAUGGGAACUACUUGCAGUUGGAAAAAAUUUUGAAUGCUCAAGAACUUCAAAGUGAAAUAAAAGGAAAUAAAAUCCACGAUGAACACCUUUUUAUUAUAACUCAUCAAGCUUAUGAACUCUGGUUUAAACAAAUCCUCUGGGAACUAGAUUCCGUUCGUGAGAUUUUUCAAAAUGGCCACGUCAGGGAUGAGAGGAACAUGCUCAAGGUGAUGACUCGGAUGCACAGGGUAGUGGUCAUCUUCAAGCUCCUGGUGCAGCAGUUCUCUGUGCUGGAAACAAUGACUGCCUUGGACUUCAACGACUUCAGAGAGUACCUAUCUCCAGCAUCGGGCUUCCAAAGUUUACAGUUCCGACUGCUAGAAAAUAAGAUAGGUGUUCUUCAGAGCCUGAGAGUCCCUUACAACAGGAAACACUAUCGUGGUAACUUCAGAGGAGAGGAGAGUGAGCUGUUGCUGAAAUCGGAGCAGGAGCAGACGCUGCUGCAGCUGGUGGAGGCAUGGCUAGAAAGAACACCUGGUUUAGAGCCACAUGGAUUUAACUUCUGGGGAAAGUUUGAAGAAAAUAUCCUGAAAGGUCUGGAAGAGGAAUUCCUAAGGAUUCAGGCUAAGGAAGAGUCUGAAGAAAAAGAGGAACAGAUGGCCGAGUUCCGGAAGCAGAAGGAGGUGCUCCUGUGUUUGUUUGAUGAGAAGCGCCAUGAACAUCUCCUAAGUAAAGGUGAACGACGACUGUCAUACCGUGCACUCCAGGGAGCUCUGAUGAUCUAUUUUUAUAGAGAGGAGCCUCGAUUUCAGGUCCCUUUCCAGUUGCUGACCUCACUUAUGGACAUAGACACGCUCAUGACCAAAUGGAGAUAUAAUCAUGUGUGCAUGGUGCACAGAAUGCUUGGCACCAAGGCUGGUACUGGGGGAUCCUCAGGCUAUCAGUACCUACGCUCAACGGUGAGUGACAGGUACAAGGUGUUUGUGGAUUUAUUUAACCUCUCAACAUACCUGGUUCCCCGACACUGGAUACCCAAGAUGAAUCCGACCAUUCACAAAUUCCUUUACACAGCUGAGUGCUGUGACAGCUCUUACUUCAGCAGUGAUGAGUCGGAUUAAAUUCUUCUGGAUAUCUGUGAAAACUACAGCAUUCUUAGUCCGUCUUCUAUUUUUAUAAGUUUUUAUGAAUACAUGUUUGGAGUAAUGUAUUUAUAUAUGUAGCUCAGUGUCAUGGUGUUCUGGUGCAAUCUUGGAAACAAUUUUAUAAUCUUGUGUACUGUGAUGAUGUAAGAUUAAGCACUAUGAUGAGAAAUAAUUCAGUAAAAUGUUAUGUCAUCAUACAUAUGACACAUUCCUGUUAAAAUUCAGUUUACCCUGAUACUUACCUCAAUGGAAUCACUUUAUAUAAUUAUUACCUCAUUGUGUCAUGCUUUAUAAAGCUUAUUGAGCACUUACUUUAUAUUAUAUAUGCAACAAAUGCUGGAAUUCCAUACAAAAUUUAUUCAAAUAAAUCUUUAAAUAAUCAA